AUGGCAUCAUAACCAAUUUAAGGAAACAUAUUUGAACCCAACUAAGAUAAUUAGAAGGGGUAUUCUUAUGAUGACGAUUACUAUGAAGAAUAAAAUAAUGUCUUUGACAAUGCAAGCUAAUCAUCUGAUAAUGAAGUUCAAUAUGACUAUUAUUAUGGCGAUAGCGAUUAAGAUGAAGCAGAGGUUUAAGAAAUAAGUUAAAUUCCUGCCCAAACCGAAUUAAAUCGUAAAACAACAACGCAGUUAGAUGAAGAAGCAACAAGAAUCAAUAAAGCAUUUAAUAAAGACAAAAAAAAAUAUUUCAGGAACUACAUAAAGAUGCUAGUUUCAAAACAAAAAAAAAGAUUUGAGUCAGAUGAAUUCUCCCUCGAUUUAACAUAUAUAACAUCAAAGAUUAUAGCUAUGGGGUUUCCUGCAGACAAAUUGGAGAGUCUUUACAGAAAUGAUCGUAAAGAAGUGAAAAACUUCUUCAAAAAAUAGCAUCAAGAUAGUUACAAGAUAUAUAAUUUAUGUUCGGAAAGAGAAUACAAUAAAGAAGAAUUUUAAAAUUUUGCUCAUUAUCCUUUUGAAGAUCAUUAAGCACCAGAGUUUUAACUGAUAUACAACUUUUGCAAAGACCUGUUUAAAUUUAUUUAUGAAGAGGGUAAUGGCGAGAAUAUUGCUGCAGUUCAUUGCAAAGCAGGAAAAGGUAGAACUGGAGUGAUGAUAUGUUGUUUCUUAAUGUUCUCAGGAGUUUAUGAAAAAGCUAUAGAUUCUUUACGUUACUAUGGCAUAAUGAGAACGAAAAAUAAAAAGGGAGUAACUAUUCCAAGCUAAAUAAGAUAUGUAUAGUACUUCGAAAAAGCGCUAUAAUGCAGAUAUAACUUAGAAAAUUUUCCUAGAAUCAACCUCAAAUUACUAAAGAUAAAACUAGUCACAAUUCCUAAUUUUAAUUUCUUUGGUGGUUGCGAGCCAUUCUUUACAAUUACUUACUUUUAAGAUAAUAAGGAAAAAACAGAAUACAAUUCGCUAGACAACUUUAAAUUAUAAAAAUACCAUAAAGAGCCAUAUAUAGAAUUUGUUUUAGAUGAAUAUGAAGUUAAAGGCGAUGUUUAAAUUCAAUUCUUUAAUAAAUCUCUCCUUAAAAAGAAAGAAAAAAUGUUUUAAUUUUGGUUUAACUGUGCUUUCUUUGAGCCAAAUGGAGUACUAGUCCUUGAUAAAAAUUAGCUAGAUUCUGCAUGCAAGGAUAAAAAGCACAAAUAAUUUAGCGAAGCAUUCCAUGUAGAAGUACACGCUUUAAGACCAAAUUAAUAAUAGGAAAUAUAAAUUAUGAGUGAAGAAAACGGAUAUUUAUAAGUAAAUAAAAGAAAAAAAGAAGAAUAUGAAAGUAGAAUGAAGAUGAAACAGGGUGCUUCAACUUUCAAUCAAUAAAAUAUCCCAUAAAAUUUAGAAAUUGAUAAAAUAAAUAUAUUUUAGUUACAGAAGAACUAAAAAAAUUGA
Tetrahymena thermophila SB210 is the source of this 1479-nucleotide messenger RNA. RefSeq names its product PTEN tumor-suppressor protein C2 domain protein. The record is from RefSeq and is a predicted model, not a curated record. Gene Ontology annotation, molecular function: phosphatidylinositol-3,4,5-trisphosphate 3-phosphatase activity; protein tyrosine phosphatase activity. Lineage: Eukaryota; Ciliophora; Oligohymenophorea; Hymenostomatida; Tetrahymenidae. The transcript has 10 exons. Gene Ontology annotation, biological process: protein dephosphorylation. Gene Ontology annotation, cellular component: cytosol.